Messenger RNA from Purpureocillium takamizusanense, 1443 nucleotides. It is a transcript of the gene RSM24, whose product is annotated as 37S ribosomal protein S24, mitochondrial. The record is from RefSeq and is a predicted model, not a curated record. The transcript is spliced from 2 exons. NCBI's taxonomy places the organism in Eukaryota, Fungi, Ascomycota, Sordariomycetes, Hypocreales, Ophiocordycipitaceae. Gene Ontology annotation, molecular function: structural constituent of ribosome. Bases 76 to 1305 code for a protein of 409 amino acids. Gene Ontology annotation, cellular component: mitochondrial small ribosomal subunit. Gene Ontology annotation, biological process: mitochondrial translation.
AAUUUUUGAGGCGCAAACCGCAUCUCUCAUGCGACAGACUCGCCGAGUUGUCGUCACAACCUCCAUCAAUUCGACAUGCCUUUGGCUCCAGGCGCCGUGAGGCUAUGCAUGGUGGCAUGUCGCCGGUCGGCACAGCUGCAAAAACUGCCACGGUUGCAGCAGUUUGGCCGGCAACGCAUAGUCUCGCACCGAGCUUUCCGCACGAUGCCCGCGAGACGGGCUCGCGAGAGGGCCGGGAUGGGCAGACAGGAGGAGGAGGAGGAGGAGGACGAGGAGGAGGACGAGGAGCAGGAGGAGGAGGAGGAGUACGACGUCAAGGAAGACGAACCGCUGGAGAUAAAGAUGUUGAGGGAGGAUCCCGAAGUCAUUAAGGUGCUGGACGGGCUGGACGCGGCGGCCGAAAAGAAUGGCUACUUCACCUUCGACGACUUUGUCAACGCGCACGCGCCCCCGGAGAGUACACUGGAAGAGUCGGAGUUGGAGGCCAAGGCCCUAGAUGAUGAACUGCUCAAGGAUGACCGAGGUGACAGGCCGAACCAGUCAUCAUUUUGGUACGACGAGGACGACCCUGAGACCGACACCGAGGAGCACGACGAGUUCGACGAGGACGACAUUACGUCAAUGGCGCACGGGAAGCUGGAAGAGGUGCGGGAGAUGAGGCACUAUGCUCGCCUUGCCGUUUGGGAGAUGCCGCUCCUUGCCAAAUUCGCCAAGCCAUUUGCGCCCCCGAAGGAUGGCGAGGUCCUCCGAUGGCGGUACACGACCUACAUGGGCGAGUCGCAUCCAGCGGAGAAGAAGGUGGUGGUACAGUUUGCGCCUGACGACCUUAAUCUAACACCGGUGCAAACGGACAAGCUGAAGAAACUGGUGGGCCCCCGGUACAAUCCGGAGACGGAGCUGGUUAAGAUGAGCUGCGAGAGCUUCGAGCACCAGGCGCAGAACAAGCGGUACCUGUCAAACCUGGUCGACGAUCUGAUCGCGGCGGCCAAGGACCCCAAGGACACGUUCGAGGACGUGCCGCUGGACCUGCGGCACCAUCAAAUUAAGGCGAAGCCGCGCUUCCCCAAGGAGUGGCUCCUGACGGACGAGCGGCGGCUGCAGAUCGACGAGCAGCGGCAUCGCGCGGCGCUUGAGGACAAGACGAGGGCGGAGGGUGGGCUGCUUGUUGACGGCAAAAAGGUCAUCGACGGGUACCUCAAGGAGAGGCUGGCGGAGGAGCAGGAGAAGCAAAAGGUUGCGGAGCUAGUGGCGGCCGCGCCCAAGGGCGGCAAGUCGUGGGGCGGCGCGAACCGGGCGCGGCGGUGAUGCCUGGAGAUCAACAGCGGCAUGUAUAAUUACCAGACAUUUGAAGCCGAAGCAUUGUAGGGGAUGUGUAUGUGUGUGUACGAUCUAGGAUCUGGGAGCACUAAACAAGAUGCCUAUGGCAGCUCUCAUUUUUACGCG